This is a messenger RNA of Oreochromis niloticus (Nile tilapia), 2456 nucleotides long. Its product is annotated as glutathione hydrolase 5 proenzyme. Gene Ontology annotation, molecular function: leukotriene-C(4) hydrolase activity; glutathione gamma-glutamate hydrolase. Gene Ontology annotation, cellular component: plasma membrane. The transcript is spliced from 13 exons. Lineage: Eukaryota; Metazoa; Chordata; Actinopteri; Cichliformes; Cichlidae. Gene Ontology annotation, biological process: glutathione catabolic process; inflammatory response; leukotriene D4 biosynthetic process. Bases 1 to 1680 code for a protein of 559 amino acids. The record is from RefSeq and is a predicted model, not a curated record.
AUGUUUGCAUACCAGGACUUCGAGGGGGCAAAUACGAGUCGUUCUCGCCACCGCAACGUUAUAUUAGUGUUGUUAUUUGGUAUUAUAAAGGUAAAAAAUGAUGAUAACCCGUCGUGCAAGGACCCUGAUCGCCCUUUCUCAAAAGCUGCAGUGGCCGCAGACUCCGAGAAAUGUUCAGAGAUUGGACGGGACAUUCUUCAGAAAGGCGGCUCUGCAGUAGAUGCUGCCAUUGCUGCGCUGCUGUGCACCUCCAUCAUCAACCCACAGAGUGCGGGGAUCGGAGGCAGGGUCAUAUUCACUGUGAUGGACAGCUCCGGUAAAGUGAAAAUCAUCACCUCCAGAGAGACUGUCCCCAGAAAUGUGAACUCUGACCUGCUUAAGUCGUGUCCUAAAACCACUGAGUGGAGCAUGGAGUGGACGCAAGAUAGCAGAUGGAUUGGGGUUCCUGGGGAAAUUCGAGGUUAUGAAGCGGCACACCGGCUUUAUGGGAAGUUGCCGUGGGCCGACCUCUUUCAGCCGACCAUCAAAUUAGCCAGAGAAGGAUUCCCUAUUCCUUACUACCAAGGUCAACACAUCCCACGCAUUAAUAAUACGUCAAUACGGGAGUUAUAUUUAGAUAAAAAUGGGAACCUGCUUAAGACUGGUGAUACUGUGAAAUUUGAGAAACUUGCUGACACUUUGGAGACGAUCGCAAACGAGGGACCAGAUGCGUUUUACAACGGAACAAUAGCGAAGAAUUUAAUCAGUGACAUACAGAAAGCAGAAGGAAACCUCACACUGGAGGACUUGGCAUCGUAUCAAGCUAAUGUGACUGAUGCGUGGAAUAUUUCUCUGGGAGAGUACCGGAUGUACUUCCCUCCGCCUCCUUCAGGAGCAGCCAUCCUCAGCCUCAUCCUCAACAUCAUGAAAGGAUACAAAAUGAAUUCAGAACCUAAGACGACUGAUGAAAAGAUUUUGUUUUAUCACCGUUAUAUUGAAGCUUUAAAAAUUGCCAAUGGAUUAAAGAAAAAUAUCAGAGAUCCAAACUUCAGCUCAGAUGAAUUCACACAGAUGGCAAAGAAUCUGACAGAGGAUAGCUUUGCAGACAACAAACGGAACUUGAUCAGCAGCGAAAAGACUCAUGAUCCCCAGUAUUACGGCGACACCUUGCAUCUGGACAGCAUCGGCACCACACAUGUGUCUGUGCUGGCUGAAGAUGGAUCUGCUGUGUCUGUCACCAGCAGCAUCAACGACGAAUUUGGCUCCAAGGUCCUCUCUCCAAGCACUGGAAUCAUUCUCAACAACCAGCUGACUGACUUCUGUAAUAGAACCAGCACCUCUCCCGGGGAGCGGCCUCCCUCCAAUAUGGCCCCAUCUGUGCUGAAGUCUCAGUCGAAGACGCUGGUGAUUGGAGGGUCUGGUUCUGAAAUGAUUCCCCCGGCAGUGGCCUCGGCGCUCAUGAACCACCUUUGGUUUGGAAAGAGCCUUAAGGAGGCAAUUGUUACUCCUGUUGUUUUUGUUGACUGUCAAAGUGAAGUAGAAAUUGAAUCUAAGCUUGAAAAGGAUGUAGUUGAUGGUCUUGAAGCUAAGGGACAUAAAAUAGCAAAAUUCUACAACACAGUUAACGCUGUGGAAAAGGCGGGCAGCUGUAUCUCUGCAUGGUCUGAUGAAAGGAAAAAAGGCAAAGCAGCUGGUUACUGAGACCAAGAGUCAGUGAUAUUAGUUAUACAGCAUGGUCUUAGGGUUAUGGACACUGCUGUAGCUACAGCAUUGGACAAUCUAUAUUCAUCUGUUAACUGAUAGUACAUUCAUGCUUUACUCAUGUGUCCAGAAAAAUUUGUAAUAUUGAAAACAUAAUGCGAUAAUCAGAUUAUUUAAAUCCGUUACUUGCAAAAUAGUGCAACAACAGCAUUGUAAAAACUAUGUUACUUUUUUUUGAAAAUUUCAGGGGUUGCUGUUGAUAUCCGUCUUUUUAAAAUAAAAAUAAAAAAAUCAAUAUGACCUUUUAAAUAUUUGUUAAUUUUGGUUUUUGAUACACAUAGAAUAGGCUAAACAAGGUCAAGGUCAAGCACUCUUUCUAAGCAGCAGGACGAGACUGACUGCAAAGAUGUUUGGUUAUAUAAAAGACUGUUGGAAAAAGAGCUACAGACUUCAUGUUCCAUUCCACCAGUAAACAAUUCAUAUUUUCAAGUCUUAUCAAAUUCAUGUUUACUUUGUAAAUUUUAGCCCACUGGAUUGUCCAGAAGGGAGAUAAAAUAGGGCUGCCCUAAAGUGUACCCUAAGUUAUCCAUCAAUUGAUUUGUAGUUUAAAAAAAAAAGAAAAAAAAAAGGCCAGCAUAACCUGCAGUUACUGUUACAGGGAUGUGAGCAUCAACAAAGCUGGAUCUCACAGACUGUUCGAGCCAAAUAGAAAGGUCUUUUUUAAAAAUCUGAAUAUUACUAGCUACAUUUAAAUGCUUUUUAGUAUUGUUUUUUUU